AUGCUGAGCUCAGUCUGCGUCUCGUCCUUCCGCGGGCGCCAGGGGGCCAGCAAGCAGCAGCCGGCGCCACCGCCGCAGCCGCCCGAGUCCCCGCCGCCGCUGCCCCCGCCGCCGUCACCGCCGCCGCUGCAGCAGCAGCAGUCUGCGCAGCCCGGCCCCGCCGCGUCCUCGGCGGGCCCCCCGGCACCUCGCGGGCCCGGGGGCCGGCGCGCCGAGCCAUGCCCCGGGCUGCCGGCGGCGGCCAUGGGGCGGCACGGCGGCGGCGGUGGCGACAGCGGCAAGAUCGUGAUCAACGUGGGCGGCGUGCGCCAUGAGACGUACCGCUCGACGCUGCGCACCCUGCCGGGGACGCGGCUGGCCGGCCUGACGGAGCCCGAGGCGGCGGCGCGCUUCGACUACGAUCCCGGCGCUGACGAGUUCUUCUUUGACCGGCACCCGGGAGUCUUCGCCUACGUGCUCAACUACUACCGCACAGGCAAGCUGCACUGUCCGGCCGACGUGUGCGGGCCGCUUUUCGAGGAGGAGCUCGGCUUCUGGGGCAUCGACGAGACCGACGUGGAGGCCUGCUGCUGGAUGACCUACCGGCAGCACCGCGACGCCGAAGAGGCGCUCGACUCCUUCGAGGCUCCGGACCCAGCGGGCGCAGCCAACGCCGCCAACGCCGCCGGCGCCCACGACGCGGGCCUGGACGACGAGGCGGGUGCGGGCGGCGGCGGCUUGGACGGCGCGGGCGGCGAGCUCAAGCGCCUCUGCUUCCAGGACGCGGGCGGCGGCGCCGGGGGGCCGCCAGGGGGCGCGGGCGGCGCAGGCGGCACGUGGUGGCGCCGCUGGCAGCCCCGUGUGUGGGCGCUCUUCGAGGACCCCUACUCGUCGCGGGCCGCCAGGUAUGUGGCCUUCGCCUCCCUCUUCUUCAUCCUCAUCUCCAUAACCACCUUCUGCUUGGAGACCCACGAAGGCUUCAUCCAUAUCAGCAACAAGACGGUGACACAGGCCUCCCCGAUCCCCGGGGCUCCACCAGAGAACAUCACCAAUGUGGAGGUGGAGACGGAGCCCUUCCUGACCUAUGUGGAGGGCGUGUGUGUGGUCUGGUUCACCUUCGAGUUCCUCAUGCGCAUCACCUUCUGCCCGGACAAGGUGGAAUUUCUCAAGAGCAGCCUCAACAUCAUCGACUGUGUGGCCAUCUUGCCCUUCUAUCUCGAGGUGGGACUCUCAGGCCUCAGCUCCAAGGCUGCUAAAGACGUGCUGGGCUUCCUGCGGGUUGUCCGCUUUGUCCGAAUCCUUCGCAUCUUCAAGCUCACGCGCCAUUUUGUGGGGCUGCGCGUGCUGGGCCACACACUCCGUGCCAGCACCAACGAGUUCCUGCUGCUCAUCAUCUUCCUGGCGCUGGGCGUGCUCAUCUUCGCUACCAUGAUCUACUACGCGGAGCGCAUUGGCGCUGACCCCGAUGACAUCCUGGGCUCCAACCACACCUACUUCAAGAACAUCCCCAUUGGCUUCUGGUGGGCCGUGGUCACCAUGACGACCCUGGGCUACGGAGACAUGUACCCCAAGACGUGGUCGGGGAUGCUGGUCGGGGCACUGUGUGCCCUGGCGGGGGUGCUCACCAUCGCCAUGCCCGUGCCCGUCAUUGUCAACAACUUUGGCAUGUACUAUUCGCUGGCCAUGGCCAAGCAGAAGCUGCCCAAGAAGAAGAACAAACACAUCCCCCGCCCCCCGCAGCCCGGCUCUCCAAACUACUGCAAGCCCGACCCUCCCCCGCCACCCCCGCACCACCCCCACCACGGCAGCGGUGGCAUCAGCCCCCCGCCCCCCAUCACCCCACCUUCCGUGGGGGUGACUGUGGCUGGGGCCUACCCACCGGGCCCCCACACGCACCCCGGGCUGCUCAGGGGGGGAGCGGGUGGGCUCGGGAUCAUGGGGCUGCCUCCUCUGCCAGCCCCUGGGGAGCCUUGCCCAUUGGCUCAGGAGGAAGUCAUUGAGAUCAACCGGGCAGAUCCACGCCCCAAUGGGGACCCUGCUGCAGCUGCGCUCGCCCACGAGGACUGCCCAGCCAUCGACCAGCCCGCCAUGUCCCCAGAAGACAAGAGCCCCAUCACCCCCGGGAGCCGAGGACGCUAUAGCCGGGACCGAGCCUGCUUCCUCCUCACCGACUAUGCCCCUUCCCCUGAUGGCUCCAUCCGGAAAGCCAUUGGUGCUCCCCCACUGCCCCCCCAGACUGGCGUAAGCCAGGUCCCCCAAGCUUCUUGCCCGACCUCAACGCCAACGCUGCAGCCUGGAUAUCCCCCUAGCGGACGAAUCCCCUUCCCCCGGGGUUACGAGAAAUCCCGCAGCCUGAGCAGCAUCGCGGGCCUGAGCGGGGUGUCCCUGCGCCUGGCGCCCCUUGCCACUCCCCCUGGCUCUCCCAGGGCCGCCCGCCGCGCUCCCCCAACCCUGCCCUCCAUCCUCUAGCGCUCCCCUCCCCCCCGUGGGGGGACUCGGGGGUGACAGGGAAGAAGGUCAAAGGAGCUGGGGGUGGGGGGUGGGGGAAAGGGUUUUUUUUUUUAAAUCAAAAAGUCAUUAAUAAUAUGCAACCGAGACGACGACGCCAGCAGACACCCCCGGACCCCUCACCCCCACCUGGGCCCCCAGGAUGGAGGGGGAGGAGCCAAAGUCCAGCCCCCCCCAACUCUCCACUCCCCCACCCCCAAAUAAAGCCUUCUCAGGUCUCCAUGAGCCAUAGGAAUUCCCGCUCCCAUAAACUCCUGUAAAUAAGUCCAAAUUAUGCCAAUUACAUUUUGGGGCGCCUCUCCCCUACUCUGCAUGCCUCCCUCAACCUGGACCCCGCCCCCAAGUCCACCUCAGCAAUAAGCCGCCAGGGGCUGCAUGCCACGCGACUGAGGGAAGGGGCAUUCUGGGAAGGGGGCGGGGACGUCAAGGGAGUCGGGCUGGCUUUUAAGCCACGCGAGGGUAUCCUAGCCUCCUACCCUUCACCCCAGGAAGGCAACCCAUCACAUUGAUGUAAAAAAUACAUAUAUAUUAGCAACAAUGUGGGGUAAGGAGGAACAGUCAACUCAAGCCCCCAAAACGAGCUGAGCUCAGAUGGUAGAAGCAGAGGCACAGGGCGUGUGCUGUGGACAGCUGCUCCCUCAGCCUUUAGGAGGAUCCCUCUGGUGGAUGUGACCCUUUCAUCCCUCCCCAGACCACCCCCCCAAGGGAUCUGCUCGCCUCUAUUCUUGCUGCAUGGACUCAGACCUCCCAUCUCAGAAUUUCUGGGAUGAUCUGGCCCUAGCACACAAAAUUCCCCAACACCCCCUCCAGAUUACCAGGACAUGAGGCCUGCACCCAGAAUUCCUGAGACCAACCCUGGCACCCCGCAUCCCCUAAAUCGCCACAGGGUCCUGGGACUUAACCUCUGCAUACAGAUGCUGCCCCCAAGCCCCGCCCCACCCAUUGCCUGGACUGCAUCCCAGCACCUCAAAUCUCCAAGACUUAACCCAGCCCUUCAGCUCACUUUCAGCCUUUGGGAUGCUCCAGAUCCUUCCCACACUUGGACAUUUCUUGGACACCACCAAAUCCUCAGGCCUACCCCCCUCCAAAUAUCCCCAAAUCUCUGACAUCAGACAUCCACCUCAGGUUCUCCUGAUGCUAGAAGUUCCAAGAUAGGCUCAACCUGUCUGCAAUUCCAGGGAACCAGACCUUCCCCCCUGCCCGCCCCCCCUCCCCCCCGGGCAUCCCCUUUCUUAUGCCUAGCCCUGCCUCUUCCAAGAGCUCCUCCCCUUAAAUGGUGCCCCAAAGGGACCCUCUUAAUGGACAUCAGUGUUUCCCAGAAGGGGAAUAUUUGGACCCCCGGUGAUGUGCUAAGGUUUUAGGCAGUACAAGGACACUUAAUCUAAAAAGUUUUGUCUGUUAUGGCAUCUUGCACAGAAGCCGGUAAGUCCAGAUACUGCUGCCUGGCCCAGACACCGUUUAUUUAGGGUAGAGUGUUUCCACUUACAGCAGAGGCUGUGCCCCCGUCAAGGGACGCUGGAACAUCAGAAGCUUGGGAAACGACAAAACCUACCGCGGCUGGGACCCCAGCCCACCCUUCCCCGGCAUUCCUCGUCCCGCCAUGCUCGCGGGUGGAAGAUCAUUUCUCAUAUCCCAUCCUGGCUCAAGGAUGCGCUACCUCCCCCAAGCCCAGAGACCACACCGGUCCCAGAAUCCUUAGAGGGGACCUCCCCUUUUGGAGCUGGAGGCCCACGGAAUUAGCAACCUCCCUCCCUCUGCUCCCACGGCCUCAGGAACCCCCCACCCACCCGAGGGUUGGGGGGUGUCACUGAGCACGAUUCUUGAUGCAACGAUUCCUAUGCAAGGGACAUUUUGAGUCCCCCCCAUCCUUCCCUCGGACCCUAAACCCUGGCGAAUCAGGGGUGAGGGGUGGGGCAGGUUCUGGUGGGAGCGGGGUGGGGCGAGGCAAAGGGCUAGGGGCUCCAGACACCAGGGUAUUGGGGUGGGGACUGAUUAUAUUGCCAAAGGGUUUAACUACUUAAAAAAAAAAUAGCCCCCAGAUUCCCCUGACCCUCACGGAAGCCGAACAGUGAGGGGAAAGGGGGUGAGGAUUUUUCCGAAGGGUACAGACCUCUUCCCAACGUCUCCCCCUGCUCGCCAAUCUGCCACACGUACCCAGCUUUUUAGUUCAGCUUUUAAAAAUAAUCACAAUCAUAAACCUCUACAGAACGUGACUCACGUCCUUCACCACCGCCCCCAUCCCCCAAGUCAACAGUGUGGGAUUCGGGGAGGAAGAGCGAGAGCUAAAGGGACAACUUCCAAGUCCCGCUCCCCUUUUCUCCCCGGCCGCCAGGGUGCCUGCAACUACACGCAUGCGCUGCAUGACGCGCUCCCCACACGCAUGUCGCGCCCCUCCUGCGCUCCGGGAACGCACGGACACGGGGCGGGGGGCGGGGCGAUUGGGGAGGAACGAACGGCGGGGGUCUUCCUGAGUUCAGCGGCUCCUCCUCCCCAUCACACACACAGCAAUAAGAUUUUCUCACUCAAAUGUGGGCGGGGCGGGCCUGGCCUGUCGAAGUGGGAGGUGGGAGGAGUGGCGAGGGGGCGCUCUCAGGGAUGGGGGCGGGUGUCCGGAGUCAGUGUGGGGAGGGGAGGUCUGCAAAUCGUCCAACUCUGGUGCUAAUGGCGGGUCUUCUCAGCCCACCCCCAGGGCAGGGAGGGAGGGGUCGGCAUGGCCCCUCCCCCAAGUCUCCCCCACGCCCACCCUGGGUGCAUGAACCGCCCAAUGCAGAAGCUGCCGCAUGUCACCUGCCCUCCCCAAAGAAAAAGUGUCAUGCCCCCUUCCCCCCCACCCUCUCACUUCCCACCAAAAUAAAAGUUUCCU
Molecule: messenger RNA, 5350 nt
Organism: Zalophus californianus (California sea lion)
Lineage: Eukaryota; Metazoa; Chordata; Mammalia; Carnivora; Otariidae
Gene: KCNC3
Product: potassium voltage-gated channel subfamily C member 3
Biological process (GO): potassium ion transmembrane transport; protein homooligomerization
Cellular component (GO): dendrite membrane; neuronal cell body membrane; voltage-gated potassium channel complex
Molecular function (GO): delayed rectifier potassium channel activity; protein binding
Source: RefSeq, a predicted model, not a curated record